GCCGGCCGUUUGAUUUUAGCUCGCAGUUUGCCAGUCAAAUUUUUGUUGAUUUUUCAUUGCAAUUUCUAUUUUUUACUUUAUUUUGUGUACACAAAAUGUUUACCACAGACAUAAUUAAUUUAAAUAAGUCUCAAAUGUUUGAGAAAAUCCGCUCCAAUUUGCCGAACGAUGCGGGUAUUACCCAAAACUUGUUAGAAUGCAAAGAUGACCUGCUCUAUGCUUGGGACAGUGUAGAAUCGAGUAUUUUGGUUAUAAAUUGGCGGUUGGCACAUCUUAAAGGAUUCUCUGAGGUUAAACAUCAAACCCUAGUCCCCUCAACACCUCAUACCUUCAAAGUUGAGCGUCUGGUGGCUUCUAUCGAAGGAUCGCUUAUUGCCUUAGCCGGACCACAUGGACUCAAACUGCUGGAACUUCCUCGACGAUGGGGAGCAAAUGGUCAAUUCAUGGAUGGCAAGGAAAUCAUCACCUGCAGAUCGAACAACUUGGAUGAUCAUUUCUUCAGCAAUAAUCCUCACAUAGAAAUUCGUCAAGUUCGCUGGCAUCCUGCAUCGCCCACCGACUCGCAUCUCCUUGUAUUGCUCAGCGAUAACACUAUUCGAGUCUAUGAUAACUUUAACCUACGACAUGUGUGGCAAGUGGGGCCAUCUUUGAUGGUACAAACGACGCACAAUGGCAAUUCCACCACCAACCCAUCGUCGACCAAACUGCCUUCCCCCCAUUUUCUAGGCGAAUCGAGUGUUGAUUUUGAUAUUGGUCAAGCUGUGACUUCGUAUUCCGAUACAACGUUUGGCAACCUAAGCAUUUCUAAGUAUGGAGACGCAGAUGUCAGCAAUAGGAGAAAUAGUGUUGCAACCAAGGAUUCACUUUUAGGAGGCGAUUCGACCGCAAAACCAACAAAUGAAAAAGUCGAAUGGCCAAUUGUGGUUUUGAGAGAGAACGGCAAUAUUUACGUUUUGUGUGCUGGGAUUGAUAGCGAAAAACCACGACUCCAGGGACCCAUAACUAUACGACCCCAAACUAAUGACAACUAUGGGCUUGAUUCGUGUUCCAUUCUUCUUAUUCAAUCCCUUCCACCCACUGUUGUUAUAGCAGAGUCCACCGGAAAACUGCAUCAUGCCUUGCUCAUGCAAGCAGACGAUCAAGAACUCUCCUUCAAUGAAGUGGACUCUGGCCUCACAAUCCAUCCUUCUGAAUGGUCUUUGGAGGUUCUAGAAACCAUUGAACUUGAACUUGGAAUGAAAGAUGCCAAAAACGACCCAACUGCUCCAUACUCAUGUCCCAUCCAUCUAAAGAGAGACCCCAUCAAUGAGAUGCGUUACUUUGCCUAUCACAACACUGGCUUACAUGUUGUAACUAUCAAUUUCAUCGCUGAACUGGAGUUGUAUUUAGACGCAGAUGUAAUCUCGGACACUCCUCCACUCUCCAAUCGCUCACGGGCCGAAUAUCUUGUUUGCACCAAAAUCAGCACCGGAACUAAGGUCAAUGCAGUUCUGGGAUUUGUUAUUUUGCAAAUGCCGUCAGGAAUCGUCCUACUUUUGUCCAGUGGGCAGGUUAUAAGCUUAAACCUGGCCAUUGAUACUAAAUUGCUGCUGAACCCAACAGUCGAGUCCAACAACAACAAAGACACACGAAUAACUACCACGGACAAUACUUCGGGUCAAUCAUUUGUCGAACACAUCCAAAAUAUUCUCAAACGUUCGGUCACACAACCAAUUAUGUCUCUUGACAAAACAACUCAACCAAAACCCCAAGAGUCCUACGAACUUCUUGCUCAAACGAUCGAAGUCCUCCGGACGCAGUACAUGAAGAAGCAUGAGAUUGUGCGUGCUGAAUUCUUACAGAAAUGCAACACCAUUAGACUGCGCAAAGAACAGCAGAGAAAAGAAAUCGAAUAUUUGGAGAGACAAAGGGACUCGAUUCGAGAAAAUGCCCAUAGGCUGGCUGAGCGGUUUGAGGAAAUCAGUGAGACACAAGACUUGCUAUCGAAAAAAUGCCAAAACUACAUCAAACAAGCCAACACAUAUCUUCCGAGUAAUGCCCAGGCCGACAAGGAACUCGUCGAAGAGGUUGAAAAAAUAAACAAAAUAACCCAAAGCCUUGCGAAUGUCCCACAAAAGGCUAAAGAAAACAUCAACAGACAAUACUAUCACACUCAAAAGUAUCUUGAAACUUCCAAGAAUAAAUCAUUUGAUCUACCGGAGAAACAAGAAACAACUAUUAAGGAAAUCCUCAUGCAGAUGAUGGGAGAAAUUGAUGGACAGAUAAAAGAAGUCAAGCGGAUCAAUAACUUGCUUAAUUUGUAAGGAACUUUCUUAGAGUCUUCAUAGAUUAAAUAAAAUGUUUUCUUUAUUCGUUUCUUUAAA
This is a messenger RNA of Eupeodes corollae, 2363 nucleotides long. RefSeq names its product nuclear pore complex protein Nup88 (gene mbo). The transcript has a single exon. Bases 96 to 2303 code for a protein of 735 amino acids. Gene Ontology annotation, molecular function: structural constituent of nuclear pore. Gene Ontology annotation, biological process: ribosomal large subunit export from nucleus; mRNA export from nucleus; protein import into nucleus. Lineage: Eukaryota; Metazoa; Arthropoda; Insecta; Diptera; Syrphidae. The record is from RefSeq and is a predicted model, not a curated record. Gene Ontology annotation, cellular component: nuclear pore.